AUGUCGUUGACCACGGGAUCGGCCACCCUCUUGUCUCCUCCCCCUCUUUCUGCGCCCCAUGCCCUUCGACCGAGGAAGCUACGGCGGAAGGCGUCGGUCCUGGACGGAACACAUGUUGUUGUCGCCGCCAAAUCGAUGGCCAGUCUGGAGCACUUGAGCUCGGAGCUCCUGAGCUUGAUAUGUGAGCAGCUGCGGGGGAUAGACCAGUCAUCACUGUGGAACGUGCGACGUGUGUGCCGUCGUUUCGAUAGCAUUGCGACACCAGUCUCGUACCGCGUGUUCGAGCUGCAUGACCGCGUCUUAUCAGCCUGUUGCUGUCCUCGAGUUAAGCAUCACGUGGAGCGAUAUACAAAACAUAUUAUUAUACCUGGGUCUCUCCACGCUCCAGGGGUAAGAGAAGUGCUGCGAUGGGUAGGCACACUCAAGUCCAUAACGUGGCGGUUUGAGGGCCAUGGUCUGCAGGACGACGCCGGCCAAUGGCUCCCCAGGGCUGUCCUCGACAUUGAGCGAAUGCGACAGGACGGCAUAGAGCUACGGAUCGAGGGGUUACCGCUUCGACAGUUUGAUUGCGAGGCAUACAGAAGAGCCAUACCGAGCGACCUUCUCACAUCCCUCACCAUUGCCAGCCCGACACCGCCAUUGACUGCGCGUCUCGACGCACUCAAACACCUCCUCGUACACGCACCCCAUCUCCGAGUUUUUGCGUACCAGGAUCGAGGGCAGGGGACACAGCUGGCGUUCGAGGCAGGGGAGCGCAUGCCCCCCUUGAGAGAGCUAUCGCUGCGGUCGUACGGGUGGAAUCACACGCCUGAGCAGGUCCGGAAACACUGGGACUUUUCACACCUACAGAGCUUGGAUCUUACAGCCGUGCCAUACCACAACUUUCUGCAGUCGCUCGACUUUACGGCUCUGGGGAGAUUACGCCACCUACACAUAGAGGACUGGAGCGCACACCUGCCGGACAAGAGGAGGGAAGCAACACGACUCUUGCAUGAUUUGGUCAACCAUCACCUCCGGGACUUGCGAUCCCUGAGGAUCACAUGUCACAUUGGGCUAUUUCCCGUGGAUGCGUUGCUACGGCACGGUCACUCCUUGGAGGAUCUACGGUUCAGGGACCACGUCGGUUUCACAGACGACAAACGCUCUUGUCCGACCAUGCGUGCCUCGGACUUGACCCGCGUCGCAGAGGGUCUUCCAUGCCUGCGGCGUCUGGAGAUAGACAUGGACAUCCAGGGACCUGAAUCACAGCGCUUUCUUGAUGCGCUCUGUCUGUGCCCGCGGCUGGAGGAGGUCACCCUCCAUGUCCAGACGCUCAUCACACCCUGUGGCGAGUCGAUACCAACACACGAUGUGGAUAGGAUCGCCAGCCAACGGAUAUUCAACCGUCUGCUCAGCCGCCAAAGACCCUGGAAGAGCAUCACCAUGAACGUGGGCGGCUGGCGCCGUGUCAUGGUGCGUCGUCUCGACCCGCUGUGGCGGGAGUACAACGACAUGGGCAUCUUUGCGGAGCGCUGCUUCGUCCUGAGUGCGAGAGAUGGGCGGUAUGAGGUACGAGAGGAGCGGUGCAUAGAGGCGGGAAGCAGCAGGGCGACGCCUGAUAUCGAGUAGGGUGAUGGGGCGCAUUAGAAGUGUCUAUUGUACGGGAAAGGGGAGCUUAAUCAGAGUCAUUCAGGUCCAUGGAUGGCAGAAGGUAGAUUUCAUAGGCCUCUAGAUGUCAUCUACAAAUAUCAGUUGACACACUCCGCACUGCUAUGAGCCCAAAUAGGUCACAAGAGCCUCCUUCAGCCCCGACGGGGUCGUUCAUGAAACGGGCAAUGAGGGCUGAAUUGAUGAGGUCACGGACAAGACAAAGCAGAACGGGCAUCAAGUUCACGAUAGGUGGUCCUUGCGAGGAUAUGAAAGAAAACGCUUUCCAAUUGUAUUUGUCUUAUAUGUGGCAAAUAUGUGAUCUUAACUACUUAAUGAUAUCCCCCUUUUUUUGUUGGUGGACCUUGAGUAUAUAUUGCAUGUGCCUUAUUUCAUUCGGCGACGCGUCUUUUCAU
This is a messenger RNA of Emericellopsis atlantica, 2042 nucleotides long. RefSeq lists its product as uncharacterized. The transcript has 3 exons. Lineage: Eukaryota; Fungi; Ascomycota; Sordariomycetes; Hypocreales; Bionectriaceae. The coding region runs from base 1 to 1608 and encodes 535 amino acids. The record is from RefSeq and is a predicted model, not a curated record.